Molecule: messenger RNA, 3033 nt
Organism: Topomyia yanbarensis
Lineage: Eukaryota; Metazoa; Arthropoda; Insecta; Diptera; Culicidae
Exons: 7
Coding region: 277-2943 (888 amino acids)
Source: RefSeq, a predicted model, not a curated record
UUAUUGAUGGACUAGUUGGUAGGGCGUUCGAUCGAGUGUGUGAGGAAAAAGAAACACUUUCUCUGGAGAAACCGCAGGAGAUGGCCUUGAAAUACGAAGCAGAUUCAACAUCAAAUAAAGCGAUUCACUAUAUAAAAGGGAAAAAACAAGCAGGGUCAAAACCGAAGUCAAAAGUUAGUCAAUGGUAGAACAACAACAAUCCGCCACUCGUGGUGGAAUCCUCUGGACGCGCAAAUUGCGGUUCAGCAGCACUAUAUUAGUCAGUCAAAGUAAAAUAUGGGUUACACAUUCUCAUUAGCGGUAUUCCCGCUAAUCGCCACCGUUUUAUGUGUGCUGAUUCAAGCCCAAGUACAGGAGAAUAUUCAAACGAGGGUUUCCCCAAGCCUGCUGGAAUGUUACGAAAAUCCUGAACUAUUCGAACGGGACAACCGACUUCCGAUGACGAUGAAUAUGCUAAUCGAAUUGAUCCGAAAAAUUGAGGAUUCGCCACAGUUCACGCAGGACAUUCGUCAGCUGACGAACGGGUUGUUGCAUCGCUACCGGCAGGAUGGUAUCGUACGGGCUCCGGGAGUGCCGAACAUUGCCGGUGUAUUACCAUUCAGCCCGAUCGGGUUCCAUUUUACCAAACACAGAAUACUGUUCUCCCGGCUGUUGCCGGGAACUCCUAUUGGUAACUUUUCACUGAACGCACAGGAACGGUGUGCGCUUCAUUUUAUGAUAUCCAGCUCUAUUGACACGAUGGUUCGAGGUGAUGAGAGCGUUCGUUGUACUCAGCUGUCUCAGUAUCGGGCGGCUCGGGUCCCCAGAGAACUGGACAUGAAAGAUAGAAUGAAGCUGCGAUCAAAUUACCUGGGAGACAUUGAAAUGCUUGCUCAACCCGAGAUGAACCAGAUCCGGAAACAGAUUAAAAAGAUGAAACAAGCAGCUCGUCUGGAGAUGGAUCCGGAGGAUGAACAGGUUGUCGAGGAUGCUGCUGCUCCAGCGGAAGCUGCUGCUGGAGACGCUGUGGAUCCGGUUCCCGCUGAAGCCGAGGAAGGCGAACCUUUGGAAACGGAAUUCACUGGCAUCGGUGAUGAUGCUGGCCUUGUUGAUAUUGCGUCGAAUGCGAUCAGUGCAUGUCCAGUGGAAAAUGGUGUGGUUCAUACUCGAUGGGGUACCCUCUCGGCUGGAACUGUCCUGGCUGGUAUCGCGGCAGGAAUUGAACCUCAAACUAUAGAAGUUCGUAAUUUAAUCCCAACGAAGAAUGCUCAGUUCCGAGCUCGUCAACAAGCACAACCAUUGCGCGUGGACAACCGAUGGGCAGCAACUUUAUCAGGAGACCUUGCGGAAGUGACACUCCUACAUUCGCCGUCCCAACCGAAUAACAUUCAAGUCGGUGCAGCCGGAGCCUGGAACCACACGGUCAUUCCACGUUGGUUCUUCCUUAGUCAACGAACUGCUCUCGAAAUGACCGAUGCGGAAAUUCGAGCUGGCAUCGACGGACUGACACUAGCCAACAACAUUGUGGACUGGCGAAACAGGGCUUCCACUCUUCGGCUAAGUCAGCUGUUGGAUAUGUACUACUCGCAACGGGGCGUUUUCAACCAGUCUGUACGUUCGUGCAAUCGGCGAGACCUGUUCACCACGACCGCACCUAUUCAAACGAUGCGGGAACAAGCGGCUGCUUUCAGCAACGUCCUCGACAGGGAGAUGCAGAUGGCCUUUACCGUAACGCAGACUGCGAUCAACCAGUUCUCCGGUGCUGCCGCCGACGCGUUGGUGGCUUAUGUUCCAUCCUCACUAAACGACUUGUCAUGCGAAGCGACAGCGAUCACUCCAAAUGAUCCAACAAACUACAGAACCGCUUCCGAUUUGUUCAUCUUCAUUGACAGUUCUUGGCCUUACAGGGACAUUCAAGCCGUCGUUUCUCACCUUUUGGACGGUUUGGACGUCGAGCGCUACGGUACCACCUACACUAUUCUGAACGCCCUAUCCGGUGAAGUGAUUGUUAAUGCCACCCACUUCCUUUCGGAUUUCUACGCAAACUACACAAACGCGAUCCAUCAAGCUCAACAACCCGGGCUCGGUAUGCCGGCUGUGCUUCGGAACCUUCGUCUCCAGAUCACUCCGAUCAUGAUGGCGGAACGUCAAACCUCAAGUAUGAGUGGUCGAUCCAAAAUUGCUCUAAUCAUUCCGAAUACGGCCGCUGUCAGCGAAGGCGAUACAAACUAUGCCAUUGAACAGCUGCAGAUUAUGCGGGAAGAAAUUCCGGACCUUCGGCUCAUCUUCUUUUCCGGUGGAUCUGCGACCCGUUUCAACAGGUUUGUUCGCGAGGAAGAUAUUUUCCCGCUGCGUGAGCUAGGAACCGGUGCCGUUAUCGAUACGGUUCAGGUUCAAACCACUCCUGUUAUCCAGAGAAUUCAACAGAUACCUAGACGGAUUGUGAACCCUCGCUGUGGACAUGACUGGAUUCAGAACGAUUGGGGAACAAACACGCUCAAUCAGUACGUUGAACCUCGAGGAAUUGUGUUCUACCGUAUCCAUCCGAACUAUUUCUUCCGUGCUGGAAACAACAGGCGUCUCAGAGUUCAAGGCCAUGGUUUCGCACAGUUAACGGUGUGUCACUCGAGAUGGACACAAAACCCAAGAUCAAAUUCUUCUCAAGGCGCAGAUGUGACUACCUGUCAGAAUACCAAUACCGAACCAGUGGACAUCGACUUGUCGAAUGCCUGCGACGGUAGGCAGCUUAUCCACAGUUGUCCUCCGUUGUUCUUCUCCGUGGAACACACCCAGCAGACCGAGGUGACAAGCUUCAGAUGUACAGAGAAUGAAUGCCGCUUCCCGGAUAAUGCCCGGUUCGCCAUUGUCACGGAGAAUUUGGGUUGUUUCAGUUCGGCCGGGAUGGUGAUUAGCUCGUUCACUUUGCUUAUUAUUGUCCUGUUGGCUGUUUUUGGCAGACAGUAGCGUUAGUUAGUGACUUUAAGGUAUCUAGCUUGGUAAGUUCAGUAUUCCGUCUUAGUAAAGUAUGACAAAUAAAUAUUUUUUCAUGUCCUA